UUCCAUUUUGAAGCUGCAAACAGAAACAGGAAAUUAAACUCAAAAGAAACGUUGUCUAUCGGUUCUAGUGUACUGCGCACGCAAUCUAAGUGAUGCGAUGGAGUGGCAAUUCGUAAUACCUCAGGCACGCGCAGAGCUGCUGCGAUCUGAUAGGAAUAACUACUGCGUCGGACGGGUGCUAAACGCCGCCGAGGUUCCAGAUGCGUUGAAGGCAUCUCGAAUUGGACUACAGGAAGGACCGUUCGGUAUAUUCGAUCACUUCGAUACGUUCUACUCAGUGAUCGACGAUGCGACACAACUGUCCGGUGCGCAUCUGUUGCGCGCCUACGAUCAGCUCUAUGGCGCGAUCGAUAAGCUGGGCAAGAUAAUGGCAGAAACGCUUUCCCGCAAGGAGAUCGAACAGGAAGAUCGACUGGCACUGCUGAAUGCGGUGAAAAUGUUGGCAUUUCUCAUGAACGGAGUGGUGAAGGUGGUCGAUGCACACGUUAAUGCCGCCAACGAGAAGGUGAUGGCGAAGAAAAGUAAAAAACAAACCAACAACGAACAGGUUGAGGCAUUAGACUGGGAUAACAAACGGUACCAGUGCAUCCUGCAAUUGUACAACCUGAUGCAGCUUCCACUGGAGAAGCUAUGGGAUCCACCGGUUUGCGAGGAGUCGUUCGUGGAUGUGGUUUGCGAUAUUUGCUACCGUACGCUGGAACAAUCGUACGUUCGAAGUCGCAACACGGCCGACAGCGUCUUUCAGAUACUCGGUACCGCGAUUAAGCGCUUCAACCAUUCGUUGUCGUUCCCGGUGCGCAUCCUGCAAAUCCUCGAACAUUGUGAAUCCGCCAUCCCCUCGAUCGCGGCUGGUGUUUUGCUUCUGUACGAAGAAUUUGGCAUUGCCACAGUAUACCCAGUGAUCAUCAAGGAGAUCAUCGAGCGGCUUAGCAUCGACGCGGCAGACAAUCAGACCGCCCGCUUCUUCAGCCAGUUCCUGAUCGAGCUGGGUACGUCGGCACCGAAGCUGAUGAUACCGCACCUUUCCACCCUGAGCGAGGAACUGCUCAAUCUCGAAUCGUACACACUGCGCAACUGCGUACUGCAGAUAAUGGGCGAAGCGAUAAUGAGCGAGCUGACGUCGGAGGAUUUGACCGACGAGCUAAAGGAGACGCGCGACGAGUUUUUGGAAGACCUGCUCAACCACAUGAUGGACGUGUCGGCACACGUACGCUCGAAGGUGCUGCAAAUCUGGCUCCAGCUGAAGGAACAUAAUGCUGUCCCGUUAGCCUGGAUUCACAAGGUGCUCCAGGUGUCCGUGGAGCGCUUGGAGGAUAAGGCGUUGCUCGUUCGCAAACAGGCGAUUGGGUUGAUAAAAGCUUUUCUCGAACACAAUCCUUUUUCCGCUAAGUUGUCGUUAGCUGAACUAAGAGCACAGUACGAGGAGGAGGAUAAACAGCUGCAGGAACUUCGCACCAAAUUGGUUGAGCAGGACACCAAAAUGAAGGCCGUUGAGGAGGAAUGGGAGGAUAUCGUGGUGCAAAUGUAUCCUUCGGUGACGGAACUGUUCGCCAAGGAACCAGAGGACAUCGAAAGCGCAACGGAUGACGAUGUGAAACAGCUUUCCGAGCAGGUUGUGUCGCUGCUCAAGGAAGAGAAGUAUCCGGAGUUAGUACGCCUCGUUCAAAGGGCCGACUUUGCUCUCGGCAAUCGUGAGGAACGUCAAGAGAUGACCUUCGAACACCAGUGCAUGUACUACAUAAUGCUGCUGAAGAACUAUUUCAUUCACAACCACAUGGAUAACAAAUUGAACGAAGAAUUUCAAAAGAAGGAAAAUUCUGUCAAUUUCCUUCACGAUUCCAUUCGCUUUUCUGAGUUGAUUUCCAACGCGGUCCCCAAGUUGCUGGAAAUGCUCAUGUCCAAGGCCCAGUCGGACGUGCACGGUGCGAUAGACUUCUUCACGUCGGCCUACCUUUUCGGCAUAAAGGGAACGGAGCAGGGCAUGCAGCAGAUGCUGUUUCUCGUCUGGUCGAACGAUAAAGAGAAACGAGAAAAUGUAACCGCCGCGUACAAACGGAUCCUGUUCGAGACGAACCUGCAGGGCCGUGCGCACACCGUGAAGGUUGUGCGCAACCUGAGCCAGUUUCUGACGAAUCUCACCUGCGGUCACUACACCGCCAUGGAGGUGCUGGUGCAAGAAUGGGUCGAAAACGGGGACAUCGAUGCGCAGAUGAUUCAGGUCCUGUUCGAAAUCUACACGAUGAAACUGGACCAGGUGACGGCGGAAGAGUCCCGCCAGGCGCUCCAGCUGCUGGUGAUGGUUUCGGCCGCGAAACUCUCGGUCGUGACGGCCAACGUGAAGCUGCUGGAGACGAUCGGGUUUGAAGAGCGGGGCCGCACCGAUCCGCGCGUGUUCGUCGCCACCCUCGAGCUGCUGAUGAACUCCGUCGCAAUGCCGGCUAACACGUCGAAGCACUACAAACGCUACGAGCAGACGGCCCCGACCGUGCAGACGGUGAUCGAAAUCUUUGUGAAGCUGUUCUUUGCACGUGCGGUACAAAACUUUGACGACAUCGGCACGAAGGUGUUCGAUUUCAUUUACAAGAUGGUCAAAUCGCCCGACCUGCUGUCGCAGUCUGUCAUGGUGGCAUUAUUCGAGCGUCUGAAAAAAUUGUCAGAAAGUGUCCAGCAGAACGCUGGCCCCGAUGCUGAUGAGCCGAGAUGUUCGCAGGCCAGUCAAAUUGUGGGUGCAACACAGGAACACGAUUCGCGCGUUUCAUCGACACAGCAGGGCGACACACAAAGCUCGAGUUCGGCGCAGAUACUGCUGCGUAUUCCGAACUUCUUAGCUUCACGGUUCAUUUUCACCGUCGGUUACGUGGCCAUGCGUGAAAUGAUUUACCUCGACAUCGACGUGUACAGCAAUAUGAAAUACCGGCAGGAGCUGAAGGAUGAGUUGAAAAAUCAGAAGAAGAAAAAUGCAGCCCUUGCGGACAACACGACCAGGGUAUCGAUGGCCUCGGUGAACGGUAAACGAAAAACUGUCUCCCUCGAUGUUUCCGCCAGCAAUGCUCUGAAGCGCCUCUCCGGUUCGACGACUGGUGCGGCAGGCGGAGGAGCUGGACAAGAGCAGGUCGAACCAGAGGAGGAGCUUCUUAGUGGUGCGACGGCUGAGGAUACGGUGGCGGAAGAGAUUAAUUACAUUUGCGAGAACGAAAUGCUCUACGGACGGAACAGUCUGCUGAAUCGAUUGAUUCCGACGGUGCUGGAGGUGUGCAAGUUCCCCAACCGGUUUCGCGACGAGCUCCUGCAAAAGUCGGCCGUUCUGACGCUCAUCCGCUUGAUGGCGGUAUCGUCGAAAUUCUGCGAGGACAACAUGCCAUUCCUGAUGAACAUUUUCAAACACACCAAGUGCGCCAACAUAAAGUGCAGCAUUGUGAUCGGAUUGUCCGACUUUACGUUUCGCUUUCCGAACGUCAUCGAACCGUGGACGAAUCAUAUGUACUCCACGUUGCACGAGGAGGAUGUCGAGCUGCGGCUGACGGCGGUCAAGAUGAUGUCGCAUCUGAUCCUGCACGAGAUGAUACGCGUGAAGGGUCAAAUCUCCGAGCUGGCGCUGUGCAUCGUCGACCCGGUGAAGGAGAUCCGUACCAUCACCGAGCAGUUCUUCAAGGAGAUUGCUCACAAAUCGAACAUCCUGUACAACGUGCUACCGGAUAUCAUAUCGCGGCUUAGCGAUCCGCAGCUUAAGCUGCAGGAGGAGAAGUACCAUAUCAUAAUGCGCUACAUCAUCGGGCUGAUCAACAAGGAUAAGCAGAUUGAGAGCCUAGUAGAGAAGCUGUGCCUGCGGUUCCGUGUGACGAAUGAGGUACGCCAGUGGCGUGAUAUUGCCUUCUGCCUAUCACUGCUGUCGUACAAUGAGAGGACGAUAAAGAAGCUCAGCGAAAACGUAAGCUGCUUCAAGGAUAAGGUUCAACAUGACGAGAUUUACCAGUCCUUCCGAACGAUCAUCAGCAACACGAAUAAGCUGGCGAAGGCGGAACUGAAGAGCGUUGUCGCGGAAUUUGAAGCUCGAUUGAAAGAAUGUCUGGAGGUACGUGACCGAAACGCGGGAGUUGUCGGUGAGAACGCGGGAUCGAGUGACGACGAUGGCGACGGCGAAGUGGCUUCUACAUCCUCGAGCUUCUCCCGGGGCAGUAAACGUCAGAAUACGUCGCGAGCAGUGAAACCGAGCCAGAAGGGAAAAGCGGCAACUGCUGGUCGCGGAGGAAAGGCACGUGGCGCCGCAAGGAAGCAGGCGGUGUCGUCGGACGAGACGAGCGACAGCGAGGAGGAAAAUCUACCGCCAGUCGCCAGCUCCCGUGCGGCAGCCCGGGCACGCAUAAACAAGAAGAUUACGAAGGUCGUCGAAAGUGACCACUCAGGUAACACACACAUCGAGCCCGACACUAGACGUAAAAAGAGGCACACGCUCGCGGAAAACUAAAUAGGAAAAUGGCCACUAAAAACACAACUCCUCCUUACUUUGUGCUGCAAAACUACUGCUGCUGCCGCCUGCUACUAAUAAUAGGCUACUUAUUUUUCCAAAACGAUCUACAAUAACGGCCCAAUCGGAAGCACAACCGUGUUACGAUCGAUCGUUGCAUACUCAUGCUCUUCUAAACUUGUGUGCUAGAACAAAAUCAUCCGAGCAAGCUAGCCGUUUUCUCUUUUACAUUAUGUUCUAACGGAUGCUAUAAGACUUUACAAUUGUACAUUUAACUGUUUCCGCGAGUGUUUGUGUGUUAGCCCUUUUGUGUGUGUGUGUGUAUUAUGUAACAGAUGUUUAUAACAAAUAAUUAGUCGAUAAGAAAUAUAGGAAAAUAUAUAGUUAUUCUUAAGUG
Messenger RNA from Anopheles coustani, 4862 nucleotides. RefSeq names its product condensin complex subunit 1 (gene Cap-D2). Gene Ontology annotation, cellular component: nucleus; condensed chromosome, centromeric region. The coding region runs from base 98 to 4465 and encodes 1455 amino acids. The record is from RefSeq and is a predicted model, not a curated record. NCBI's taxonomy places the organism in Eukaryota, Metazoa, Arthropoda, Insecta, Diptera, Culicidae. The transcript has 7 exons. Gene Ontology annotation, molecular function: histone binding. Gene Ontology annotation, biological process: mitotic cell cycle; meiotic chromosome condensation; mitotic chromosome condensation.